This is a messenger RNA of Zophobas morio, 1133 nucleotides long. RefSeq lists its product as uncharacterized. Bases 113 to 1087 code for a protein of 324 amino acids. The record is from RefSeq and is a predicted model, not a curated record. The transcript has 2 exons. Lineage: Eukaryota; Metazoa; Arthropoda; Insecta; Coleoptera; Tenebrionidae.
CUAGUGUACCUAGUUGUGUUCUUGACUGUUAACCGCAGUGACUUAUGGUGGUCAUGCAAGUUUCGCUUUUUUUAAAAAGCAUUGAAAACUUUUAAUUGCAAUAAUUUGUACUAUGUCAAGGGACAAACUAGGCUUGUCUCAUCCCGACUUAUUAGAAAACGUAAAAGACUUUAAUUCUAAACUUGUUUUUAACUAUCAACCUGUACCAGAUAUUGAGUUAUCACAAGAAGUAUGUUUUCAGGAUAAAGCAAAUAACAACGGUGCUUCCGAAAAGGAACAAAACCCGAAAAUUACAUUCUCCAGAAUAGUCCGGUCCCAAGAAAAUUCACCCAGAGGAAUACUACUUAACCAAAAAAAAUUUCUUUUAGAGCGCGGAAAAUCUAGUGCUAAAAAAGUUCACUUCUUCUCCAAUAAUCUUUUGACCAGGAAUACAAGCUGUGAUGACUUUGCUUUAUGGUAUGGCAGGGCCACGGAGACGGUAGAUGGCAAAAAACUAAAUUUUGGCAACUGCAACGGUUUAAAAGGAUCGCAGGGCUCCCUUGAAAAGGAUGAUGACUGCUCUUGUGCUUGUCAUAACUCUGCCUUUGCUUCCUCCUCUACCACCCCAACUAUCAAUUCUUGUGUGACUUGUAGCAGUUUUUGUAGUAGUAAAGUUGAACACCACGCAAAAGAAAUUGAAUUUAAUAUUAUGGUAGAUAAAACAAGUAAUACUCUUAGAAAGGAAAGGAAAAAAAAGUUUAUAAAUAGAAGAGUUAGCCCUGAGGCGAAUGCUAAAUUUUUUGGAUUUUACGGACACACAGAUUACGCCGCCAAGAAGAAUACUUAUAAGGUGGAUAAGGACUUCAGUGGGGAUGACUCAGGUAACCUUGCUAACAAUAAUGUUGAUCGGAUGGAGCCGCCUUUAUACCCAAAAGAAAUAAAAGAAACUUCUAAUAAAAAGGAGCCCGAAAAGCCUUUGGGUUCUCACUUAAAAGAGGAAGAGGCAGGGGUUAUAGUUCCCCGCCAUAGAAAAACCCGAAGCUUAAAUCGAUUUACGGUUGAAGAAAUAGUGCUUCCACUAGCAGAUAUUAAAGAAAAGAAAAAUUGACACACCUUAAAUCUUCGCACUCAUUCUUUAAAGUUUUCCGUCGUAC